Messenger RNA from Oryza brachyantha (malo sina), 2233 nucleotides. Its product is annotated as iron-phytosiderophore transporter YSL15. The record is from RefSeq and is a predicted model, not a curated record. Lineage: Eukaryota; Viridiplantae; Streptophyta; Magnoliopsida; Poales; Poaceae. Gene Ontology annotation, cellular component: plasma membrane. Gene Ontology annotation, molecular function: oligopeptide transmembrane transporter activity; iron-nicotianamine transmembrane transporter activity. The coding region runs from base 1 to 2043 and encodes 680 amino acids. Gene Ontology annotation, biological process: seed development; response to iron ion. The transcript has 7 exons.
AUGGAGCGCGCGGAGGCGGACCGCACGCGGGUGGCGCCCGAGAUCGUCGGCGGGAGCAGCCGCCGCCACGACCACCACGAGGCGGGCGCAGAGGACGCGGAGGCGGACCCGGCGCGGGAGCCGGAGCGGCUGCAGCCGUGGCGGGAGCAGGUGACGGCGCGGGGGGUGGUGGCGGCGGCGCUGAUCGGGUUCGUGUUCAGCGUCAUCGUGAUGAAGAUCGCGCUCACCACGGGGCUGGUGCCCACGCUCAACAUCUCCGCCGCGCUGCUCGCCUUCCUCACGCUCCGCGGCUGGACGCGCGCGCUGGAGCGCCUCGGCUUCUCGCCGCGGCCCUUCACCCGGCAGGAGAACACCGUCGUCCAGACCUGCGCCGUCGCCUGCUACACCAUCGCCUUCGGCGGUGGGUUCGGAUCGACGUUACUGGGUCUGAACAAGAGGACGUACGAGCUGGCCGGGAACUCGCCGGGCAAUGUGCCGGGGAGCUACAAGGAGCCUGGGAUUGGCUGGAUGGUGGGAUUCCUCCUGGCGAUUAGCUUCGCGGGUAACCUCAGCUUGAUUCCACUCAGGAAGGCUUUGGUCAUAGACUACAAAUUAACUUAUCCAAGUGGGACUGCAACAGCUGUUCUUAUCAACGGGUUCCACACCGCUCAAGGAGAUAAGAAUGCAAAAUUGCAACUCCAUGGAUUUCUAAAAUAUUUUGGGCUUAGCUUCUUUUGGAGCUUCUUCCAGUGGUUCUACACAGGAGGCAACGUGUGUGGAUUUGUUCAGUUCCCUACUUUUGGUCUGAAAGCCUGGAAGCAAUCAUUCUUCUUUGACUUUAGCCUCACAUAUGUUGGUGCGGGGAUGAUUUGCUCACACCUUGUGAACCUCUCUACCCUUGUUGGCGCGAUUAUUUCAUGGGGAAUAAUGUGGCCACUUAUCAGCAAGCAUAAGGGGGACUGGUACCCUGCAAAUAUACCUGAAAGCAGAAUGACAAGCUUGUAUGGUUACAAGUCAUUUUUAUGCAUUGCUCUGAUCAUGGGGGAUGGCUUGUACCAUUUUGUUAAAGUCACCGGUAUCACUGCUAAGAGCUUACAUAACCGAUUAAACCGCAAACGUGUUAGAAACACAGGAUCAGAAGACGGCGAUAUGGUUUCGCUUGAUGAACUACAACGUGACGAAGUAUUCAAGAGGGGCACCGUUCCUUCUUGGAUAGCAUACAGCGGCUAUGUCUUGCUAAGCAUCAUCGCGGUAAUCGCCAUACCGAUAAUGUUUCGACAAGUCAAGUGGUACUACGUGAUCAUAGCCUACGCGCUCGGUCCGGUGCUGGGAUUCGCCAACUCGUAUGGAACAGGGCUCACCGACAUCAACAUGGGGUACAACUACGGCAAGAUCGCUCUCUUCGUCUUUGCAGCUUGGUCCGGCAAGGACAAUGGCGUCGUAGCCGGCCUUGUGGCCGGUACCCUGGUGAAGCAGCUGGUGCUCGUCUCUGCUGACCUGAUGCAUGAUCUGAAGACGGGCCAUCUCACUCUGACAUCGCCAAGAUCCAUGCUCGUGGCAGAGCUCAUCGGGACAGGCAUGGGCUGCUUCAUCGCACCGCUGACAUUCAUGCUGUUCUACAGGGCAUUUGACAUUGGAAAUCCUGAUGGCUACUGGAAGGCGCCGUAUGCACUGAUAUACCGUAACAUGGCAAUCCUUGGGAUAGAGGGCAUCUCGGCGUUGCCGAAGCAUUGCCUUUCACUCUCCAUUGGGUUCUUCGCAUUUGCAGUGUUGACAAACGCGGUGAGAGAUGCCUUGCCGGCGAAGUACAAGAACUUCGUGCCGUUGCCGACGGCAAUGGCGGUGCCAUUCCUUGUAGGAGCGAGCUUUGCCAUUGACAUGUGUGUUGGGAGCCUGGUGGUGUUUGUUUGGAACAAGAUGAACAAGAAGGAGGCCGCCUUCAUGGUGCCUGCUGUUGCAUCUGGGCUGAUGUGUGGGGAUGGCAUAUGGACGUUCCCUUCUUCUAUACUUGCUCUAGCCAAGAUUAAGCCACCGAUCUGCAUGAAGUUUACACCCGGGAGCUAGAGGGUAGGGUGUUUCAUGGAUGGAGGAUUGCAGAAAAUAAACGGUGAUGAUUAAUUGUAAAUGUGUUCUUCCUUGUAAUGACUUCUACUUCUGGUAGUUGGUGUCCAUAUCCAAUUCACGCUUUUGUUUCAUUGUAAAGUUGUAAUUAUGGCUAAAGCUUGAAUUAAUACAUUAGGUUCUAUAUUUAGCA